Clonostachys rhizophaga is the source of this 1098-nucleotide messenger RNA. The record is from the annotation of a GenBank genome assembly. NCBI's taxonomy places the organism in Eukaryota, Fungi, Ascomycota, Sordariomycetes, Hypocreales, Bionectriaceae.
AUGCCUAGCGUUGUCGAAGUUCCGAAGCCUGCCACCUUCAGCGCAAAGCUGAAGCAGAAGCUCGCACAAACACAGGAGAAGGCGUCCAGAGACUUCCGAUCUGAUGUCGUCACUGCUAUCGUGGAUGCCUCUGUUAGCGAUGAUAUCUACGAUGAGGAUGGUGACCGCUGUGUCAAGGCCCUUGAACAGAGACUCGUCGAGUUGACUGGUAUGGAGGCCGCACUCUGGACAGUUUCGGGCACCCAGGGGAAUCAGAUUUGUCUACGUACACACCUGACCCAGCCUCCCCACAGUGUUCUCCUUGAUCACCGUGCCCAUGUUCAUUGCUGGGAAUCCGGUGCCCUUCCCGUCAUUUCUCAAGCCUCCACAACAACGAUCAAGCCUAAGAAUGGGUUCACUCCCCCCCCUACUCGCGUUGUUUCACUCGAAAACACCCUUUUCGGAACCAUCCUCCCCCUUGCCCAUGCUCAAGAGAUCUCGCAGUAUGUGAGAUCGCUACCCCAGCCUGAGGGUCAAAAGCCCAUCGCGAUGCAUCUCGACGCUGCUCGGCUAUUUGACGGCGUGAUUGGUGAGGGAAUGGACCUCAAAGCUUACGCCGCCUGCUUCGACAGCAUGUCCAUUUGCCUUGCCAAAGGUAUUGGAGCACCCAUCGGAAAUGUCAUUCUUGGAAAGAAGGCUUUCAUCGAACGAGUCAAGUGGUUCCGCAAAAUGCUGGGCGGCGGGACUCGGCAGCCUCGCAUGAUGGCUGCUGCAGCCCUCUCUGCACUGGAGUAUACACUUCCUCGCUUCCCUAUCGUUCAUAAGAUGACCAAGGAUGCUGCUAAGCAGCUGGAAGCUGUGGGCUACAAGUUCUCGCUGCCUGUCCAGACGAACAUGAUUAUUCUGGAUCUCGAGGGAGCUGGUAUUCCUGCGGCUGCUUUUGUCGAGUACUGUGCACGGGAGAAGGUGGUAGUGUUCCCCAUGGCCCGACUUGUAUUUCACCAUCAGACUUCAGAAACUGGUGUUAAGAAUCUCAUUGCUGCUCUAACUAAACUCAUGGCAGACAAGAAGAACGGUAUCGCUCUUGAGGAUAAGAAGAUCAGCGGAGGGUAUAGCUAG